Messenger RNA from Triplophysa rosa, 2023 nucleotides. RefSeq names its product G protein-coupled receptor 83 (gene gpr83). Gene Ontology annotation, molecular function: neuropeptide Y receptor activity. The transcript has 4 exons. Gene Ontology annotation, cellular component: membrane. The record is from RefSeq and is a predicted model, not a curated record. NCBI's taxonomy places the organism in Eukaryota, Metazoa, Chordata, Actinopteri, Cypriniformes, Nemacheilidae. Bases 184 to 1242 code for a protein of 352 amino acids. Gene Ontology annotation, biological process: neuropeptide signaling pathway.
AAAUACUGUUUAAAACGCCGUCAAAAACGGCGUUCGGAUAUAAACGCGUUUAAUCUAUGGCGUAAUUGUGACACCGUCGGCUUGCCAUAAAUACGGCGAUCAAAAGCACGCGAAUUGUGAUCCCGUUGGCUUUCGAUAGCUACUGCUCAUUUGAGGCACCUGCCUUGAAGGAAUCUCUUUAAGAUGACUUUCAGAAACACCUCCGUGGAUUUAUUCUCGCAGUUUUACAUCUUACAGAAUUUCUCCACGUUUUUUAAUUUCUCGCUGGUGGACGCGAUAUAUGACAGAGCAGCGAGCUCUGAGUCUGAAUCGCACAGACCGACCAUCAGAGCGCUGCUCAUCAUCGCGUACUCGGUUAUCAUCAUCAUCUCCCUCUUCGGAAAUGUGGUCGUUUGUCAUGUUGUCGUUAAGAACAAACGGAUGCACUCGGUGACGAGUUUGUUUAUUAUGAAUUUGGCCAUUGCUGACAUUCUUAUAACUCUCCUCAACACGCCCUUUACUCUGGUGCGGUUUGUUUACAGUACAUGGGUGUUUGGGAAGGUAAUGUGCCAUGUAAGCCGCUUUGCACAGUAUUGCUCCGUUCACGUCUCUGUCCUCACACUGGUUGCCAUCGCUAUUGAUAGACAUCAGGUGGUGAUGCAUCCAAUGAAACAGAGGAUGUCUCGGGUUAAGGGAGUGGCCUGGAUCGGUGUUAUCUGGGUGAUGGGGUCUUGCUUCUCUCUACCUCAUGCAAUCUACCAGAAACUCCUGCGCUUUGAAUUUAUCAAUAACAGGGUACGGAUGGUAUGUCUGCCCAGCUUCCCACACCCGUCUGAUCUCUUCUGGAAGUAUCUGGAUCUCACCACAUUUGUCCUUCUCUACAUCCUGCCACUAGCGAUCAUCUCCAUAGCGUACCUUGUGGUGGCCAAAAAGGUUUGGUUCCAGAACGCCGUUGGUGAUAUCACGUUGGCCCAAUCGGCUGCCCAUCGCCGGAGGAAGAAGACGACCCUGAAGAUGCUGAUUGCGGUGGUGGCCAUGUUUGCUGUCUGCUGGUUCCCUCUAAAUUGUUACGUGGUGCUGCUGUCAAGUAAGGUGAUCCAGGCAAAUAAUGCCCUGUACUUCACCUUCCACUGGCUGGCCAUGAGCUCGACCUGCUAUAACCCCUUCAUAUACUGCUGGCUCAAUCACAGCUUUCGUGCAGAACUCAGAGCUCUGCCUUUAAUCGGACGCUUGGCCAAGGUCAACGCUAUCCAGCCAUCCUAAGGAGGACCGCAUAUCCUACAAUCUAUUUUCUUAUAGAUAUCUGAUGUUUUUUCUUUUAAACACACUCAAACCCCAAACCUCCGUAGUUCUCUCAUCUCAAUCUCUGUGAUUUUAGUAUUUUUAUCUCACCCAAGGCUCUUAUUUAUAGUCCUCUCCAUAUUUUAUUAAAAAAGAGCAUUAGGUUGCCAUGCGGUAAGACGACAAUACAGAAAAAGGAUGUUAAUUAGCAACUACUGUGCUAUUUUUCAAGAGAAAAAAUGUUUGACUGGUUGAAAAGCAUGCCUUAAUGAUUGCAGAAUGGUUUGAAGUGGCUUUUUUGAAGUACUGUACAGGGUUUUUCCUGGCUCGUAAUGAGGCGGAGGUGGUGCCAUCCUGAUCUUGUACACACACACGAAGGCCUACCGUACCUUAACAAAAGUGACUUUGACGUAUUAAAAGUUCUAAUAAAAUUUGACGAAAAUGACCAUUUUUAAGUUAUAUAAAACAUUACUUUUAUUCAACCAAACAGAAAUGUUUUUUUAAUCAAAUAAAGCUUUUUUUAUAAUUUUCAACUAACUUUUCAGCCCACAAUAGCCAACUGAAUUAACCAGUUUUACUAAAUGAGCAAAGCUCAUUCACGUCUUGCAUUCUCUGUGGUUCACUUUAAAUGAUUCAAUGAUCUGUUAUAUUCGCUAGUGACUGAAAAGUUCAAUAGUUUAAAUGAAUCGGUUCAAAUGAGUCGUUCUGAACGCAAUGUGCGUUCAUACUGGCGAACUCGCGGUGUACAGUAUACGCUGAUUCA